This is a messenger RNA of Oldenlandia corymbosa var. corymbosa, 3015 nucleotides long. The record is from the annotation of a GenBank genome assembly. Lineage: Eukaryota; Viridiplantae; Streptophyta; Magnoliopsida; Gentianales; Rubiaceae.
AUGGUGACAGGAACUUCAAAUCAAAUUCAUUUGUACUACAUUCCAAAACCCUCUUUCUGUUAUCCCUCUAAAACCCUUAAACCCCAGUCGUUAUCAUCCAAAAAACAUGCGUUUCUAUCUUCAAAUUUGCAUUUCAAAACCCGGAGCGAUCUUUUGCGUUAUGGAUCCAAGAGGGUUCCAGUCAAAUGUUGCAAUGCUUCUUCUUCAACUCAGAGUUCAAGUUCUGAUGGCCCGGAGUCAGCUGAGCAGCUUUUUGAGAAACUGAAAGAGGCUGAGAGAGAGAGGGUGAAUAAGUUGGAGGAAUUUGAGAGGAAAGCAAAUGUUCAGUUAGAAAGGCAGCUUGUGAUGGCUUCUGAUUGGAGCAGAGCACUGCUAACGAUGCGGGGAAAGCUCAAGGGAACAGAGUGGGAUCCUGAGAAUUCUCAUAGGAUAAGCUACAGUGACUUUCAGAGGCUGCUAAAUUCAAAUAGUGUACAGUUUAUGGAGUACUCGAAUUAUGGUCAGACUGUUUCAGUGAUUUUACCAUACUACAAAAACAGAGAAAAUGAAGUUCCUGGUGGGGAUACAAAGAACAAUAUUGUCUUCCGGCGCCACAUUGUUGAUCGUAUGCCUAUCGACUGUUGGAAUGAUGUUUGGCGGAAGUUACAUCAGCAACUUGUACAUGUUGAUGUGUUCAAUAGGAACACAGUUCCUGCUGAAGUUUACUCAACUGUUGCAACUGCAGUCGUAUGGUCUAUGCGCCUUGCCCUUGCAGUCAUAUUGUACCUCUGGAUUGACAGUAUUAUGAGACCUAUUUAUGCGAAGCUUAUACCUUGUGAUCUAGGCACCCCACCAAAAAAAACAAGGCUGCCACUAAAGCGUGAAGCCCUUGGAUCAUUAGGAAAGAGUCGGGCCAAAUUUAUAUCAGCAGAAGAAAAAACUGGUGUCACCUUUGAUGAUUUUGCUGGGCAAGACUACAUCAAGAGGGAGUUACAAGAAAUUGUUAGCAUACUAAAGAAUGAAGAAGAAUUCCAGGAUAAAGGCAUUUACUGUCCUAAAGGUGUACUUCUUCAUGGUCCUCCUGGGACUGGUAAAACCCUUCUAGCUAAAGCCAUAGCGGGAGAAGCAGGUCUGCCAUUUUUUGCUGCAAAUGGUACUGACUUUGUAGAGAUGUUUGUUGGUGUCGCUGCAUCUCGUGUGAAGGACCUGUUUGGUAGUGCCAGGUCUUUUGCUCCUUCAAUCAUUUUUAUUGAUGAGAUCGAUGCGAUUGGCAGCAAACGUGGUGGACCUGAUAUUGGUGGGGGUGGUGCAGAGAGAGAACAAGGACUACUUCAGAUACUUACAGAAAUGGAUGGUUUCAAAGUGUCAACAUCACAGGUUUUGGUAAUUGGAGCAACAAAUAGACUGGAUAUUCUGGAUCCUGCUCUCUUGAGAAAAGGCCGUUUUGAUAAAAUUAUUAGAGUUGGGUUACCAUCAAAAGAUGGCAGGUUGGCAAUAUUGAAGGUCCAUGCAAGGACUAAAUUUUUCCGUUCAGAAGAGGAGAAGGAGGUUUUGUUGCAGGAAAUAGCUGAACUUGCAGAUGAUUUUACUGGAGCAGAAUUACAAAACGUCCUCAAUGAAGCUGGAAUUUUGACUACUAGAAAGGACAAGGAUUACAUAGAGCGAGAGGAGCUUCUUGAGGCUUUAAAGAGACAAAAAGGCACAUUUGAAACUGGUCAAGAAGAUAGUACUGAAGUCCCUGAAGAAUUGAAACUUAGAUUGGCAUAUCGAGAAGCUGCUAUUGCUGUUCUUGCUUGCUAUUUUCCAGAUCCCUACCGUCCUUUCACCAAGACAGAUAUUAGUUCCAUCCAACUUCACCCGAAUAUGUCCUAUGUGGAGACCCCCGGCAGGGUAUUCAAAAGAAAACAAGACUACAUAAACUCCAUCGUGCGCACAUGUGCUCCUAGAGUUAUUGAGGAAGAGAUGUUUGGAGUUGACAAUCUCUGUUGGAUAUCUGCCAAGUCUACUUUGGAAGCAUCUAGGCUUAUAGAGUUUCUGAUUCUUAAGACAGGAAUGACUGCAUUUGGAAAUGCUUACUACAGAUAUCAGAACGAUUUGGUGCCAAAUCUUGCUGCCAAACUUGAAGCCCUCAGAGAUGAGUAUAUGCGGUUUGCUGUAGAGAGAUGCUCCUCUGUGCUAAAGGAGAAUCAGUUUGCUGUGGAAAAUAUAACAGAUAUUUUACUUGAGAAAGGUGAGAUCACAGCGGAUGAAAUCUGGAGAAUAUAUAACAAAUCUCCUCGUAUACCUCAGUCAGCUGUAACUCCAGUUGAUGAAUAUGGAGCCCUUGUAUGUGCUGGAAGAUGGGGCAUUCAUGGGAUUUCACUUCCAGGGAGAGUAACUUUUGCUCCUGGAAAUGUGGGAUUUGCAACUUUUGGUGCUCCCAGGCCCUUGGAGACUCAAAUUAUCAGUGAUAAGACCUGGAAGUUAAUCGAUGGAAUCUGGGAUAAGAGGGUCCAAGAAAUCUGGGAGGAGGCCUCUAUGGAGUUUGAAGAAGAUAAAGAAGAACCACAACUUUUAAUGGCUAACGAUUUCACGAAUCUGCAGCUACUUAUUCUGUUUGAUUGUGAUCUUGAUAGCAUUAGUACUUUUACGACCAAGGUGAAAGUAAUGAUGUCGUUCAUGGUUGAUGCUCACAGUCACGGCACCGUUGCUUUUUGGACAUUUAGCUUUCCGAAGGUAAAGCUUUCUUCUAUUCAAGCACAAUCUAGACUAGCUUUGACAGUGCCUGAGGUCAGAAAGAGAGGAAAAAUCAAGAAAAACGACGAGGACGAGGACGAGGAUGAAGAGGAGGAGAACUAUAUGUAUGGUAGAGAUGUUGAGAUAGGGAAGUCUAAAAUAGUUAAAGCCGACAGGAAGUUCGAGACAGCGUGGAGGAAAACAGCGCACCUUUACCAAAACGUGAGCAUAGAAAUGAUGCUGAAUUAUAAUGAGGAAAGAACUUACUUUGCACAUUGUGAUGCCAAUUUCCGAAGGAAUAUGAUGAAAUGUUCAGUAUAA